Messenger RNA from Entamoeba dispar SAW760, 564 nucleotides. Its product is annotated as protein phosphatase 2C, putative. Gene Ontology annotation, molecular function: protein serine/threonine phosphatase activity. Lineage: Eukaryota; Evosea; Mastigamoebida; Endamoebidae. Bases 1 to 564 code for a protein of 187 amino acids. The record is from RefSeq and is a predicted model, not a curated record. Gene Ontology annotation, biological process: protein dephosphorylation. The transcript has 2 exons.
AUGAGUGAAAUACCAUCAAACCCAGUGACUGUUUCUCAAUACUCAUAUUACUCAGAUAAAAAUUAUCCAAAACGAAGAACAAUGGAAGAUGCUCAUGUUAUUUGUGAUCCAUUAAUUGAAAUAGAAGGUCAUAUCUAUUCAUUAUAUGCAAUCUUUGAUGGGCAUAGAGGACGUACAGCAGCACAGCAUUGUGCUAAAAUUGUUAAAGAUAAAAUUAAAGAAGUUUUACAAAGAAAAGAUGAAGAAUUUAAAGAAAUGAUGCAAGAUGCAAUGUACGAAAUGGAUAUGAGUUUAAAAGAAAAUGGAAUUGAAUAUUCAGGAUGUUGUGGAUUAUUGUGUAUUAUUGAAAUAAAAGAAAAGAAAAGAAUAAUUCAUAUGGCAAAUUGUGGAGAUUCAUGUGGAAUUAUUAUAGGAACAAAUGACAUAAUUUCAAUGAGUGAAGAACAUAAAACAACAAAUGAAGAUGAAUCAAAAAGAAUUAAAGAAAGUGGUGGAAUGAUAAUAAACGGAAGAGUCAGUGGAGAUGUAGCGAAUUACACGAGGAUUAGGAGUAUCAUCAUUUGA